Papaver somniferum (opium poppy) is the source of this 855-nucleotide messenger RNA. RefSeq lists its product as uncharacterized. The transcript is spliced from 3 exons. Bases 1 to 855 code for a protein of 284 amino acids. NCBI's taxonomy places the organism in Eukaryota, Viridiplantae, Streptophyta, Magnoliopsida, Ranunculales, Papaveraceae. The record is from RefSeq and is a predicted model, not a curated record.
AUGAAGGAAAAGAACUACUUGUUCCAGACUAUUGCCAGAACCGUCUUACAAACAAUUCUUGACACUGGAUCUGCCAAAGACAUUUGGGAUUCAAUGAAGAAGAAUUACCAAGGAUCAGAUCGCAUUCAGCAUGCACAAUUACAGGCCCUCAAGAGAGACUUUGAGGUGCUUAACAUGAAGGCAGGAGAAUCGAUGAAUGGUUAUUUCUCUCGUACAUUAACCAUUGUCAACAAGAUGCGACAAUACAAAGGCAAGGAUCUCAAUACUAUUUCAAUUGAUGAACUCCAAAGUAACUUGUUGGUUCAUAAACAACGUAUGAAUGUACAUGUUGAAGAAGAACAAGCUCUGAAAGUUACAUAUGGCGAAUCCUCAAGAAGAAGAGGACAUGGUGGAUUUCUUGGUCGAGGAAGAGGACGAGGACGAUACAACUUUGAUAUGUAUGCAAUUGAAUGUUUUGGGUGCCACAAUCUUAGACAUUUCCAGUAUGAAUGUCCACACAAGACUGAAGAGAAGGCAUACUAUGUCGAGACAGGAGAAGAGAUGUUGUUGAUGUCCUAUAAAGAUGAAGCAGUGAAGGAUCAUGAUGAGGUUUUCACAGGUGUGUUCUAUGUCCUAGAUUUGACAAAUAAUCUGCUGAGCAUUGGAAAACUUGUUGAUAAAGGUCUGAGAAUAGUGAUUGAACAAGGAAGAUGCGAGAUAUAUCAUCCUCACAGGGUUAUGAUCAUGCAUAUUUCAAUGUCUUCCAAUCGAAUGUUCAAGCUAUAUGCAAACGUAAAGCGUAAAGAGAAUAUGUGUUUUUCUGUUACUGAAGAUGUAGCUAAACUAUGCAUCGAUGAUGGCAAUGACGAUGUUUAA